Tetrahymena thermophila SB210 is the source of this 447-nucleotide messenger RNA. RefSeq lists its product as hypothetical. The record is from RefSeq and is a predicted model, not a curated record. The transcript is spliced from 2 exons. NCBI's taxonomy places the organism in Eukaryota, Ciliophora, Oligohymenophorea, Hymenostomatida, Tetrahymenidae.
AUGUAGAAUAUUACAAAAUUAAUGCUCUACUAAUUAUAUAGAGCUAAUUAUACUGGGUUAGUCAGUCAAUCAGUCAGUAACUAAGUAAAUACACAAAUAACAAGCAAGGGGUAUUUAUUUAUUUGCUUAAUAUCCACUUAUAAUCACUAUAGAAGUUUUAUUGUAUCAAGUAGCAAGAUGAAUUAUAUUACCCCCGAUCAAUCUAUUACUUUUAGUGUAAUUACUCCUAUUUAAGUGUAAAAAAAAGUGAAUAGUAUAAUUCUUCUAGAUGUAAUGUUAUUAAUCAAACAAAGAAGAUUCACUUUAAUGAUCCUUUUCUUCAAUUCUUAAUAUAAAUAUUAUUAAACUUUACACAUUUAAUAAUCAAUUUACUAUUAAAAAAAGAAAAUUUUAUUUGUUUUUAAAGAAGAUUGUAGUUAAAAUGAAAAAAAAAAAAAAAAUUUAUGA